AUGUCGGAACGAUCCAUAGACGUUGAGAAGAAAGUGGUUAAUGCUGAUAGUUGUUCUGUGGGUACUUCGAGUGUGGACGAUGUCGACGUUGCCUUGAGAUUUUUAAAGCAAAAUGGACUUGAUGAAGACUCUAUGAUUGCUGAGGAUGAAGGCGUACCAGGCGAGGAGGCCAACUUUUAUGGUUCUCAUGAACUGGCACCCAAAGUGCUGAGAAAGGUAGAUCUUUUCAUCUUACCUUUUCUAUGCUGUACGUAUCUUCUGAUGUUUUUGGAUAAAGCACUGCUGAAUUAUGCUGCAUCCAUGGGUAUCAAGGAUCAUUUGAAAGGUGACGAAUUCUCUAAUUUGGGUACUAUCUUUUCUGCUGCUUACAUUUUCAUGGAACCUGUGGUCACUUACUUGAUUCAGAAAUUUCCGAUUUCCAAAAUCCUUGGUACGUUUAUUACUCUCUGGGGUAUUGUGUUGGCUUGUCAUGCUGCUUGUAAGUCGUACGCCUCACUGAUGAUCGUUCGUACACUUUUGGGUCUCUUUGAAUCCUCAAGUGCGGUUGGUUGUAUCGCUAUUAGUGGUAUGUAUUAUACUAAAUCUGAACAGAGUGCGAGAAUUGGAUUCUGGGCCACACAGGCCGGUACUGGUUACAUUAUCGGUGGGUUGAUUUCAUUUGGGUUUUUGCAUUACCACGGUACAGCUUUUACCUCCUGGCAAAUCAUGUUUUUAGUCGUUGGUUUGGUGACUGUAGGGUUUGGUGUGAUGACAUUCUUGUACCUCCCAGAUAACGUUACCAAUGCUUGGUUCUUAAGUAAAGAGGAAAAAAUUCAAGUUGUUGAGCACAUUAGAGCUAACCAAACUGGGCUGGAAACAAAGAAAUUCAAGAAGCAACAAGUUAAAGAACUAUUUUUCUACGAUAAAUUUACUUGGCCAAUGCUCCUAUUAACUGCAUGUUCCCAAAUUUCUACGGGUGCUAUUGGUACAUUCUCAGUCACUAUCACUGGUACUUUCGGUUUCGACAAAUAUGAAACAGCAUUACUGCAGUUGCCCAUUGGUGCUAUUACGGCUAUGAUUAUUCUUAUAACAACCCAAAUGUUGUCCCGCUGGGGUCAUAUCACCCUCAUAACCACUUCCAUGUAUAUCCCGGCUAUUAUUGGUUGUAUCGUUCUUAUCAGCUUACCAUUGUCGCAUAAGAUUGGUAACUUGUUCUCUCUUUACUUGCUUUACAGUGGUUCCUGUGUUAUCACUAAUAUUUACAUCUGGAAUUCAUGCAAUACCUCCGGUUACACGAAAAGGAUUUUCAGAAAUGCUGUUACAAUGAUUGUAUACAACGUUUCCUGUAUUGUCGCUCCACAGAUGUUUAGAGCAUACUCUGCACCACGUUACAUACCAGCAAAAAUUGCCUUGUUAGUCACUCAGUGUGUUUGUGUUCCCUUGCAAUUAUACGUCGGCUACAUUUGCAAGAAAGAAAAUGAAAAACGGGACAGGGAACAAGAAGGCCAAGACAAGAAAAAGUACCAAUUUUUGGACUUGACUGAUAUGGAAAACAAAAGCUUCAGGUACAUUUAUUAA
This is a messenger RNA of Saccharomyces mikatae IFO 1815, 1557 nucleotides long. RefSeq names its product Thi73p (gene THI73). The transcript has a single exon. The record is from RefSeq and is a predicted model, not a curated record. NCBI's taxonomy places the organism in Eukaryota, Fungi, Ascomycota, Saccharomycetes, Saccharomycetales, Saccharomycetaceae. Bases 1 to 1557 code for a protein of 518 amino acids. Gene Ontology annotation, cellular component: membrane. Gene Ontology annotation, biological process: transmembrane transport. Gene Ontology annotation, molecular function: transmembrane transporter activity.